AUGCACCAGUUCCUCGAGGCCCUGCCAAAGUGCGAGCAUCAUAUGCAUUUGGAAGGUUCACUCACCCCAGAGUUGCUCUUCACCCUCGCACAACGCAACAACAUCACACUGCCCUCCUCCGAAGAUGCUGCCUUUGCCUCCCCAGAGACACUCCUCCAACGGUAUCGCAAAUUCACCUCCCUCGAUGACUUUCUCCACUACUACUUUAUCGGGAUGUCAGUCCUGAUCACGGCUGCAGAUUUCGAGGCUCUUGCCUAUGAGUAUUUCAGUCGCGCUCAUGCCGACGGUGUCCUGCACGCGGAAGUCUUCUUCGACCCACAAGCGCAUACGGAACGGGGUGUCGCGCAUGGCACCGUUGUCAAAGGCUUCAAGAAAGCCCAAAAGCGGGCGGAAGCCGACUUCGAGAUCUCAUCCGAACUCAUCGUGUGUAUUCUACGGCAUCUGCCAGUCCAAGACGGCGAGAUGAUGUACCGCGAGGCAAUUCCGGACCUCGAAACCGGUGUGAUCCGAGGUCUAGGGCUAUCGAGCACAGAGCUGGGAAACAUGCCGUUCCUGUACAAGGAGACCUUCGGCGAUGCGGAGAAACGCGGCUUCAAACUCACCGCGCACGCCGGCGAGGAGGGCGGCGUCGACUACAUGGCCUCAGCUCUGCAUGACCUGCACAUCACACGCGUGGACCACGGGAUCAAGCUCCCCGAUGACCCAGCCGUCAUGGUGGAAUUCGCGCAAAAGGACAUCCUGGUGACGAUGUGUCCCCUGUCGAACGUGGAGCUGCGAUGUGUCAAAUCGGUCGCUGAGCUGCCCAUCAAAGUCUACCUGCAGAACGGCGUGAAAUUCAGCAUUAACAGCGACGACCCGGCUUACUUCGGCGGAUAUAUUCUGGAUAAUUUCUGCGCGGUGCAGAAUGCAUUUGCUCUCAGUGCGGUGGAGUGGUCGACGAUAAGUUGGAACGCGAUAGAGGGAAGCUGGUGCAGCGAGGAGCGUAAGGAAGUUUUGAGGCUUAAAUUGAGGGAGGUGAUGCAGAGGUUUGCUCCCGCCUUAUGA
This is a messenger RNA of Exophiala aquamarina CBS 119918, 1044 nucleotides long. Its product is annotated as adenosine deaminase. Gene Ontology annotation, cellular component: cytosol; nucleus. Bases 1 to 1044 code for a protein of 347 amino acids. Lineage: Eukaryota; Fungi; Ascomycota; Eurotiomycetes; Chaetothyriales; Herpotrichiellaceae. Gene Ontology annotation, molecular function: adenine deaminase activity. The record is from RefSeq and is a predicted model, not a curated record. Gene Ontology annotation, biological process: hypoxanthine salvage; purine ribonucleoside monophosphate biosynthetic process; adenine catabolic process. The transcript is spliced from 2 exons.